AGGGAGGGUAUAUGGGGCAGCAGCAUCAGGGAGCUGUGUACCGCCUCUCACAUUAUUCGUCAGUAUCUCUCAGGAUCACACACUGACUGCGGUACCGCCACUAUCAUGUGUUACUGUAGCAGCCAGAGGACCACAGUACCACCCCCCCUACACGCCCUCUCCCUACUGCUGGUGGUGGUGAUGGGCGCGACUACAGCAGCUGAAUUCGGCAUUGGGUUCAAGCAGUGGCCAGCGACAGAGAUAUACGCGGUGAGGGGAGGCCAAGUGCGACUCCCCUGUGCCACCAACGUCACGGCGGAGAAGAUAUCCUGGCAGUACAACCACCACUUCCUCCUGGCUCCUGCUGUAGCUGACGACGAUGAUGACGACGAAGAAGAAGAAGAAGAAGAAGAAGAAGAAGAACAUCACCGGUCACUACCCUUUGAUGUACAGCAGACGGAGGACGGUAGUGUGUUGGUGGUGAAUCUUAAUCCUCGGGAGGCAGAGUACCAGAACCAACUGGGGCUGUACCAGUGUGUCGCGUGGUUUGGUGCCAUCGCUUUGACCUCCCUACCUGGACGGCUGGUGGCGGCGGUCCUGGAGCCAUAUCCUAAGGGCGGCGCCCCUCUGGUGGAGCUGGAAGUGGUGGAGGGAGGAUCAGCCAGGGUGGAGUGUGGGGCACCUACUUCUGUACCAGAGGCGACCAUCACUUUCUUCAAGGAUGACCAGCGCCUUGAUGUCUCCCAGAGUACAGCAUACCAUCUCACGCCCCAUGGAGACCUGCUCAUUCAUGACGUGGGCGUGUGGGCGGCCGGGGAGUACAGCUGCAUCGCCCACAACACCCUGCUGGAGGAGAAAACUGCCCUCAACACCCGUACUAUCCUGAAGGUGGUGCCCAGGAGUGACCAGACCCCCGCUGCCCAGCCUUCCUUCAUCACCCUUCGUACCAUCUAUACUGGGCACACUGGAACCAACCUCACCCUCCUGUGCUUAGUCAAUGGUCAUCCAGAACCAGUCGUCCGGUGGUCAAAGUACGGUGGAACUCUGCCGUCACGGAGCUCUCAGCAGGAGAACGGGUCGCUGCUCAUCUCCCAGUUGGCCGUUGAAGACGAAGGAACGUAUCUGUGUCAGGCAAACAAUGGCGUCGGCUCGGAGGUCACCCUGGAUGUUGCUGUGGAUGUGUUAGAGGUGCCCAGUAUAACACAGUCACCAGACUCACAAGACGUGGAAGAAGGUAAAGGUGUGUCGUUAGUGUGUAAAGCCACAGGUCACCCUCAGCCCAAGAUCAUGUGGGUGUUUAAUGGAGGACUGGUGAGGAAUGAUGGCAAUAUUCUUAUUACAGAAAAUGGUUUAACUAUCGAUGUUGUGGCGAAGGAACAUGCUGGGAUCUUUCAGUGUUUUGCCCACAACCCGGAGGGGACUGUUCAGAGUGUGGCCAUGAUCAGUGUAGUGCCCAAGACUGUUACUGCUGGACCAGGAGCCACUAUCCUUAAUAAUAAUUAUGUUCCAAGUGAAACAAAUGACAAUCAGAGAUGGCGCAACGGUCAGAGGCGAGACGGUGGAGGAGGAAAUGGUGGAAAAGUAGGUGGUAAUGGUGGGGAGAGAAGAGGCCACGAUCGUAGUGGUGUACCCGGCCAAGGGGGAACGUCGAGAAGAAAUGAGGAGAAAGUUGAAGAGCCGGUAGUAACAGAGAAGAAGAAAGGGAAGAAAGGGUUCAUGGUCCCUCCUUCCAAGCCCAGAAUGACGAAGGUCUCAGAUGAGUCGGUGAUGGUGACUUGGGAUGGUCCCGAGACGUCUGGCUUACCUAUUCUCUUUUAUAAGAUCCAGUUCAAGUUAGUCAGAAGCCGAGGGAAUAGAGGGAGUCGAUGGAUGACCGUGGAUGAUGACAUACCAUCCCACGUUCACAGUUACGAGGUCACAGGACUCCAGACUGGUCGCACUUACAGAUUCCGCAUCGCUGCCGUAUACGCCAACAAUGAUAACAAGCUUGGACCAAACUCUCAACGUUUCCUGCUGGAGAAAGAUCUGAUAAUGCAGCGUCCUGCUUAUCCACCGACUAUAACCACACUAAUCCCUCAGGGUUCCACGGCCGUCAAGCUGGAGUGGCAGUAUGACCCAUCACCUGGUGUACCUGUUGAUGGCUUCUAUGUUAACUAUCGUGAGGCAACAAAGGCUGGAGAUUACACUAAGCUGACAAUAUUGGGUGCUGCUGAGAGAAGUAUUGUAAUAUCACACCUUCAGGCUAAUGUCUCCUAUGACUUCAAGAUACAGUGCUUUAACCUGGCUGGGGCGUCCGACUUUUCAGCCGUUUUUAAGAAGAACGUAGCUGGAUCUCCUCCAGUCACAACAGAAGCACCUGCAGUAGUGAAUGACAUAGUGCCUAUAGUGAAGAAUGACGACCUAACCCUCUCCAAUGUUCAUCUGUAUAUUAUUCUCGGCGCUGUGCUGGGACUCUUACUGCUUAUUGUGAUUGUUUCUGCAACGGUGUACACGUGCAGGAAUAAACACUCGGAAGAUGAUACAAGAUCCACCAAAUACGAAGACACGUCUCUCCACAUCCACCGAGAAACAUCCACCUACAUCCUUCCCCACCAGAGAAAUAAUGGACAGUCACCAAAUGGCUACCUUCCUCACCAGGGUAUUGACGUCACUCAAGGAGAUGAUGAUAAGGCAGCAAUAGAAAGUGCCGUCGUAGAGAACAACAACCACAACGCACAAGAGAGAUGUUACACGCCAUCAACAAGACGAAGAGCCCCAGGUGACGGCAGUGUCGACGCCGACGCUAAAACCCAAGUCCAGCCAAGACAUUCUAGUGAGAGUUGUGAGGGUAACGUGCGGUCCUGUGGUGACAAAGAUCCCACCACGAGAGACUUAGCCUUAAAGUGACGUGAUCCAGACCUCGGUGGUAGUCGGUAACGUGCGGUCCUGUGGUGACAAAGAUCCCACCACGAGAGACUUAGCCUUAAAGUGACGUGAUCCAGAACUCGGUGGUAGCCGUAGCCUGUAAAAAAAUACUCGUAGAUGUUAGUUGUACUUUAAGGUAUUUUGUGGUGCAUCAGAAUCAAAUUGAGAGUCAAGAGGAAGACUGAUAAAAUAACCAUCAAGAACCACAGUGUUUGGUGUUUAAGACAGACUCUGGUAUUACUUGUUUCUACAACACUAUAACUUGUGUCUUUUUAAUUAUAAGUUUUUUUCAUUAUGCUGAAUUUUUUUUUUUUUUUUUUUUUUUUAAGAUGACUUCCUCCUGUUGAUGGUCCAACUUUGAAGACUAUAUAUAUACCGGUAUAACUUUACUUGUACUAAUUCCACUACUUGAAACAUGUGUUUUAUGCGUUAGUGAAGAUUUGUUCUCUUUGAUUGUGACUCACUCAUUCUCUCUAUUUCUGUAUCUCAUCUUCUCACUUAUUCAUCUCAUUUAUCAUUCUCUCUCCACUUAUUUACACACACACACACACACACACACACACACACUGCUUCUUCUUGAAUAUCCAUCUCACUUAGUGUAUCUUUCUCUCUUCCUCUCUGUCUCUUUCUCUCCCUGUCUUGUCUCUCUCUCAUUCUAUAUUAAUGUUCACUUCCCUGAGCCAGUCCAGCAUUACCUGUUGCCUCUCACAAACUCCAUCUUCUUCUCACAAACCACUCGAUGCCUUUAUGUGAUAUUAUAUAUAAGUACAAUAUGUGUAGGUGUCAUUUUAUCUAUCAUAGUUGAAGGGAUGCAUUACUUUAUGAAUGUGUAACUUAGUAUACGAUGUCUGGUGAUUGUACAGUCAUAGUAUUUCAAGAAUUAAUUUAUGUAGGAAAACUGGUAAUGUGUAGAACUCUUAGUAUUUUUUUAGGUAGUAAAUAUGUAAACUUUUUAUUUUAUUAUUUUUUAAGUCAGUAUGGAGGAAACUGUAACAAUACACGACUUCAUAUUGAAAUAUUACGUGAAUUAUAUUUUAUUACUGUUUGGUAAAGAUGUCUGCUUCAGUGCCAACAUACCUCAAAUUUUUGUUCAAUGUCUUAAGGUUUAGUUAUAUGCCAUCAUUGUGCGUAGUGAGGGAGGUUAAUAUCUCCGUACAUAAUGAGUUGGCUCUGGGGUGUGAGCAGAGAGGUGUUACUGUCAAAUCUAUCCACUAGACAGCUUUACUUUUGUAAAUAGAUAGAGUUAAUUUAAAAACAUCAAUUAUACUUUCUUAUGAAUAUUAUUUUGAUUAUUUCUACUCAGUGUUCAGGUUCCAUUUUGACUGUAGUUCAUUAGUAUAUAAAUUGUGAUUAUGUUUCGUGAUAAAAUUGAUAACUAAUGCUGAUAUUGGGGCCUGUUGCUAAUAAAGUUGAGAGAGACUUAAUGACUGUCAUGUGUUGCCGCUGAUGGAGGCAUAAUCACAUCCACACACAUAAAUACAGUACGUAUAUAUAAUU
This is a messenger RNA of Homarus americanus (American lobster), 4380 nucleotides long. RefSeq names its product interference hedgehog-like. The transcript is spliced from 16 exons. Lineage: Eukaryota; Metazoa; Arthropoda; Malacostraca; Decapoda; Nephropidae. The coding region runs from base 106 to 2865 and encodes 919 amino acids. Gene Ontology annotation, cellular component: axon; plasma membrane. The record is from RefSeq and is a predicted model, not a curated record. Gene Ontology annotation, molecular function: protein binding. Gene Ontology annotation, biological process: cell-cell adhesion; axon guidance.